This is a messenger RNA of Symbiodinium necroappetens, 3735 nucleotides long. Lineage: Eukaryota; Dinophyceae; Suessiales; Symbiodiniaceae. The record is from the annotation of a GenBank genome assembly.
AUGGCCUUCGCCAACUGUGGUACUUUCAUCCUCGCGCACACCAGCCGAAGAGAGGAGCUUCCCCGGACGAAGUUGCCCCCUCAGGACAAGGUUGCAGAGUUGCUGGCUCCAGGUAUCGAGGAGCCGAGGCAUGCGAAACCACGGCGGCCUCAGAUCAGCACCUUCGAGGAGGCUUAUCCCGGCUUGAUUCCUGGCCGGGAAAGCGGGGGCUUGAGGGCCAUGCAGGCCCAGGUCACCCAAGGCCGACGAAGCGCACGGCCCGCAGAGGUGGGAUGGGCUGAAGACUGUGGAUCGGUGCUUCUUUGUGCCUUCUUGUGCCUUUCUGCGGUUGUCUCCCCAUCGAAGCUGCGGUUUGCGGCCAUGGAGCGCCGAGAGCGGCGCUGGGCGCCGCGAGCGUCCCUGGCACUGGGACUAGUGGCCGCUGGUGGCGGCUGGAGCCUCCGCGCCUUGGGCGCCUUCCUCGGUCCCGUUGGCCCGAGUCCCCGGGCAGCUCGGGAAGUCGGACUCCGCUUCAACGACGGGGACAAGGACCUGUUGGCGGCACAGUCCUUGGAGAUUUCCGACUACGAUGCGCUGCCCAGGAAGUUCGACCGCGGAGUUCUCCUGGACUUCUUCAGCUCGAGGCCGGCCGAGAUCGCCUGGCGCUGGUCGGAGAUCUUGGGUGAGCUCUGGCCGGCCUGGAACCUCUGGCAUUCGGAGGAGUCCUUGCCAGCCGGCCAGCGAACGCGCGGCGCCGUUCUGCGGACCGCCUUGUCGAAGCUGGGCCCCAUCUUUGUCAAGAUUGGCCAGACACUCUCGGAGCGACCGGACCUCAUCGGUGAGGAGGCCUGCGAAGAGCUGAAGCUGCUGCAGCAGGAGAACGAGCCCUUCAGUACAGACGUGGCUUUCGCCAUGAUCUUGGAGGACUUGGGCCACAAAGGGCCCUUGUCACCUGGCGGAUACACGAGCAAAGACGGUGAUCCUACAGCCGCGCCCUUGCUGGCCGAGAUCUCCCCGGAUCCGGUGGCUGCAGCAUCGCUUGGCCAAGUCUACUACGCCAAGACGUUGGAUGGUCGUGAGGUUGCCAUCAAAGUGCAGCGGCCAGGAAGCUUGCGCCAGGUCGCCCUGGAUUGGACGUGUUGGGCUUUGGGUUUGAUGCUGAUGGACUUCUACUGGGGCGGUCAAGGUGACGAGUAUCCCAAGAUUGCGGACGAAGUUGCGCAAGGCGUCUUCAAAGAGUUGGACUAUCACAACGAAGCCCGAAACGCAGCGAUCUUCCUCAAGAAGCACAAAUUCCUGCCUUUCGUCACGGCUCCGGAAUGGGUGCCCGAGCUAACCGGACCAGAGGGGACAGCCAGGGUCCUGACACUCUCUUGGAUCCACGGCCGCAAGCUGCAAGAGAUCGAAUCAAAGGAGGAGAGAAUGCAGAUGGUGGACAUGGCAGUAGAGGCUUGUGUCUCGUCUUUGGUCUUCACCGGCUUCGUCCACGCAGAUCCGCAUGCUGGCAACAUGCUGCUGACGGCGGAUGGUCGUCUGGCUUUCCUGGACUUCGGUCUCAUGGGAACCGUGGAGCCCCGCAUCAUGGAGGGCUUCGCGGCGGGGAUCCAGCACCUGCUGGCCGAGCGCUGGCUGCCGCUGGCGAAGGUCAUGCAAGACGUGGGCUUCAUGGCCGUGGGCGAGGAGGGCGGCUUCAAGAAGGUCGUGGACCCCAGCGCCCGGGUCUUCGAGUACACGAGCUGCCCCGACGAGGAGUUCGCGGCGGCCCUGGAAGCGCAGAUGAAAGCGGAGGAGGGCGGCCUGAGCCGCUUCGGCGCUCUCGCGGGAGCCCUCACAAAGCUCUCAGACAGAUAUCACAUGACCAUGCCAGGUUACAUCAUCCUCUUCAUCCGCACGUUCUUGACUUUGGAAGGGAUCGCCGGGGUGGUGAAGCCCGACUUCAAUAUCUAUGAAGCAUCCCUGCCCUAUGCGCUACAGCGGGCGCUUUCGCCCAAGACGGAGGAAGCUGUGGCAGCGCUACGAGAGACCUGGGUGACGGACACCGGUGCCCCUCGCUGGGACACGUUGAAUGCCUUGGCCCAAAGCCUGUCGGAGCCGGACAGACAGAGUCAAGGCGGUCCCGAGUCCGGCCCACAAAACAGCUCUCCGAGCUCUCCAAGCUACGGCGAGGUGCUUCGUCGUGUCUUGCAGUCGCCGGAGGGCCGAGCUCUGCGGCGGAUUUUGGUGGACCUGGACUUCCGACAGCUGCUCCUGGGCUUAGCCGGCCCGCAAGGAGCCCAGGUCCGCUCCGCAGCCUCGCAGGCCCUGGCCGCCCGGCUCUUCCAAAAAGAGGCCAAAGAGGCGACGAAUUCGUCGCCGCAGGCGGCCCAGGCCAAGAAGCCGUCUCCGCUCCCAGAGAGCGGAGACGGCGUUUCAGCGGCGUUUCAGCGGCAGCAGGAGAGGAGAGCCACGAAAGCCUUGCGGGUGAUCCGCGGUCUGCAGCUUCGGCGCUUGCGUCGGCCCCUCCCUGCCUUGAUGGCCGCUGUCGCUUUCCUGGGCUUGACUUGCAAAGUCUCCUUUUCAGCGUUCAGCGAAGUCCAGGCAGGGAAGGCACAUUUAAAGGACCUGCUCGCCUCUCUUCGCGUCGCCGCGCCAACUCCGGCUCCAGACUCCACUGGUCAGCCACUGAGAGAACGGUGGUGCAGGAACCUGCGGAGGCAACAGCUGCAGAAAGAAUCUGUUCCCCAGGAGGCUUUGGUAGCAGCUUCAAGGUCCGAGUGGCAGCGCCAGCGCCGGAGCCGCGAGGAUCAAGAAAUGCGAAACUCCAACAACAAGGACCUGCCUCUGAAGGCGAAGAGCUCAAGCCGCGGUGUGUUUCACACCCACAAAAGCCGGGAAAUGCUUCAGGUAUCGAGAGCUGCUCAGGGUUACUGUGAGCAGGAUCGCGAAGUGGGGUGUCGUGGAGCCGAGCAGCUGCCAUGGGCGGGCGGGCCCAGCGGAAAGGGCAAAGGAGUGAAAGGCGCUGGUACAUGUAAAGGACGGAUGCCGAAAAGUGCGGCGGCAGACAUGGGCUCGGAGGUGUCGGCGGUGACUUGCGAGGACUUGCCUGGAGGAGAGCCUGCGGACGUCUUCGAGAUGCGCGUCAGAUAUUUGCUGAGUGGAGCGUGGGGACUGUCUGCUCUGCAUCUGCAGUUCGAGCUGCUGUGCUGGGCUCCUCGCAAGCGCAGGGAAACGGCAAAGCGAAAGCCUUUCACAGCACAGCGGCGUGAUGGAGACGUGCAGUCGCAAAUCAAGCUCUGCAGUUUUAGCAGAAGCAGCUGUGAGCUGGCCUGCGCUCUGUGCGGGCACUGCGACGGCGACGGCCUCCGUGAUCCCCGCAGGCCUGCGGCCAGCAAAGUGCAUUGGGGACAGCCGAGGGCUCAGACCGAGUGGCGAUUCAUGAACAUGGCCCGAUUCCCCCUUGCAAAGCCGCACGUUCGCGGCCAGGAAUUCAAGAAAACACUCCGAGCCUUUGCAGCACCGUGUCUGCUGCGCAUCGCAGGGAAGGCUCUGCUCGUGCAGGAUGUUCCAGAUCCCAUUUGGACCACGCUCGGCAAUGCUCCGUGGUUAGAGCGAGUGCGGAACCGUCCUCCGCGUCCGCAGGAUGAGUCUCCAUGGCUUUACGAAGAUGACGACUCGCACCCGCUCCGCCAGAAGCUCACCUUGGCCACCGUGCGCCCUUGUGGUCAAAGGCGCUUGGAGCUGGAAGAGUGGAUGUUGGGUGGUUCUUCCAGCUCGUAG